AUGUCAGUCGAAGCAAAAACAUUCACGAACAAAUCUAAUGGUGAAACAUUCACAAAAGGCACUUAUAACGGUAUUGAAGUCUUACGUAGAGACAAGGAUGGUUACAUUAAUGCAACAAAGAUGGCAAGAGAAGCGGGAAGGUUAAACCAUUUAAACAGAUUUCUCAAUAGUACUAAAAUGCAGGAAAUUCUUGAGUUUUGGAUGAACGAAUACGGUGGAGCCAAAAGUGGCUCGACCUCAAAACAAGCAUUUUAUGAGCUUACUAAGGGCGUUAUGA
Molecule: messenger RNA, 277 nt
Organism: Trichomonas vaginalis G3
Lineage: Eukaryota; Parabasalia; Trichomonadida; Trichomonadidae
Product: KilA, N-terminal/APSES-type HTH, DNA-binding family
Exons: 1
Molecular function (GO): DNA binding
Source: RefSeq, a predicted model, not a curated record